Phodopus roborovskii (desert hamster) is the source of this 5329-nucleotide messenger RNA. RefSeq names its product transforming acidic coiled-coil-containing protein 2. Gene Ontology annotation, cellular component: cytoplasm. The transcript has 18 exons. Gene Ontology annotation, biological process: cerebral cortex development; cell population proliferation; mitotic spindle organization. The record is from RefSeq and is a predicted model, not a curated record. The coding region runs from base 120 to 4937 and encodes 1605 amino acids. NCBI's taxonomy places the organism in Eukaryota, Metazoa, Chordata, Mammalia, Rodentia, Cricetidae.
ACGGCACUGUUUCAGACCCACGGAGGCUGCUGCCGGCUGGACCACCUGAAGAGACUCUGCCUGAUGCCCCUUACCUCCAUAUCAACGGCACUGCCAGGGAGGAUGCAGGAGACGGUAGCAUGAGAGCUGUUUCCUCUGAGGGCCCCAGAGCUCCUAAUGAAGGUCCUUGCCCCACAAAGGAACUCCCACCUGCUUUGGAAAAUGACACUCCUGGCAAGGUAUCAGAUGUCUCCUACACCACACUCUUGCAACCAGGAACUUCAGGUGGAGAAACCUCUGUAGCCGGGGCUGGUAGUGAUAAAUCCCAAGCUGGAACCACUGAGGGACCCGUGAAUCUCGUGCCCUAUCUAGACAACAUGACUCUCCUGGCCAAAAAUGAGCAGAUGACAAGAGAGAUGCAUGUGGCUGCAGCUCCAGAAGCAAAUGCCAGGCCCUCUGAGGCUGCAGCAUCCCCUGUCAGUGAGGAUGCAGCAGGAGAGACAGGGGGCAGCAGGGAGAGGGCUGCUGGGGCAGGUAGUAAGGGUGCAAGCUCCAAGCAGACCAGCAUAAUUACAGGGCUUCCUGACUUCAGGGAACACAUCACCAAGAUCUUUGAGCAGUCUGCGCUUGGAGCCCUGGUUGCCAAUCGGGCCCAGAGUAUACCUGGUGAAAAGGCAGGAGCUUCAAGGAAUUUUCUGGUUGAAGGUCCCAGCACAUCACUGAACCCAGAGAAGCUUCUAGAUGGGGUUCAAGGAGUGGCUGCUGCCCAUCUCCCUGUACCUCCUGCCGGACUCCAGGUGGAUAAGAAGCAAGAGUCGAUUGUGGAGGCUGAGAUUUCUCAUCUGGUUCCCCAGGAUCCAGCACCAGAGAAGCUGGUGGAUCUGGCCAAGACAGCCUUGGAGGAGAACCUUCCGAGUGGCAGUAUUGGGGCGGAAGCGACCUGUGCCCCGUUGAUGGUGAUGAGUGAGAGGCUAGAGGGGACUGGAGAGCCUGACCGGGGAGCUCAGGUCUAUCCACAGCAGGGAAGAGGCAGGCAGGAAUCAGCUCUGGGUCUUCCCUCCUCUGUAGCUGUUCAGGGGGUACCAGCAGAAAGAGCUCCCAGCUUCCCUGUGGCUCCCCACAGCCACACAGAAGAGCCUUCUGGAAAAGAGCACCCAGAAACACUGGCCAGCAAGUGUCAACACAGAAGAGAUGAUACCUGGCACCUGGCUCAUACCAAGGGUCCAAAUAGUCUACCAGGAUCCACAUGUGCCCUGGAGGGUUCUUCUCACGGAAGUCUUUUGACUGUGCCUGAAUCUGACAGCAAGCCGUGGAUCGCUGCCCCACUUGAGGGUGGAAGAGGGCCCGAAGCUUCUGUCAGUACUGCAGAAAUGCAAAAUGUGCUGGGCUACCAGGGUACCCCCAAAGAGCUGGCUGGAGGAGCCUUGGAUACUGUGGGGCCUAGCAAAAUGGUGGGGGCUGCUGAGGCAGCAGCCAGUGACAUCAGACCAAGCACAGCUGAGACGUGGGCAUGUGUGUCUGGUGACCUCCCUGAAACAGGUACUACAAGGAUGCUUCCCGCUGUGGCAGGUGACUCAGCACUGCCUGGGAGCUGUCAGGACCCAGGAUUCUCCGACAAGUCUGAGACAAUGAAAGACACAGCCACCCUUCAAGGGGACAGCCAGGCCAGACACCGGCAGGCCAAGGGACAGCUGGGGCCUCCACUCCCUGCUCCUGCAGGGUAUGGGAAGACGAGUGUCUCUUCAGCUCCAGAGCCUGAUGGAAGCAAAGCCACGAAGCUGCACCUCUUGGCUUCAGAAGAACUCCACACUGACAGCGCCCCUGGAACUGAUGAUGUCAUCCAGCCGGCUGCUCCUGCAGACCUGGGACACCCACCCUUAGCUGACUCUUCCCAUCAUGGUGACAACACCAGCUCAGUCUCUGCACAUCUGACAGUCGAGAGGAGUUCCGACUCUGAGGAAGCCUUUGAGACCCCCGAGUCAACAACCCCUGUCAAAGCUCCACCAGCUCCACCCCCACCACCCCCUGAAGUCACCCCAGAGCCUGAGGUCAGCGCUCCGCCAGCCCCAGAAGAACCAGGAUGCAGUCCUGAGCCAGUUGUGGUUCCCGAUGGCCCUCACAGCGACUCCGUGGAAGGAAGCCCUUUCCGUCCUUCUCACUCCUCCUCGGCGGUGUUCGAUGAAGACAAGCCGAUAGCCAGCAGUGGGACUUACAACUUAGACUUUGACAGCAUUGAGUUGGUGGACAACUUUCAGAGCUUGGAGCCAUGCUCCGCCGACUAUAAGGGUCAGGAAUGUAAGGUGAGCACACGGAGGAAAUCCACUGAUUCCGUGCCCCCCUCCAAGUCUACGCUGUCCCGCUCGCUCAGCCUGCAAGCCAGCGACUUUGAUGGUGCUUCCUGCCCGGGCAGCCCGGAAGCUGCGGCCCUUGCCACAGAUGCGUGUGGUACAGGAUCCAACAGUGCUUCCAGCACCCUUAAGCGAACUAAAAAAACACGGCCACCUUCCUUAAAAAAGAAGCAGGCCACCAAGAAACCCACAGAAACCCCUCCAGUGAAGGAGACCCAGCAGGAGCCAGACGAAGAGAGUCCAGUCCCCAGCGAGGAACACCUUGCAGAGCACCUACCGCCAGAGACGAAGACGGAGACGGAGUUGCCCACACCUGAGGGCGCUGGGUGCACCUCGUCAGAGGAGACGCCCCUGGAGCCUGCAACUGUGCCCACAACCACCUCACCUUUGACUUUGGAGAGUGCAGAAGACAUCCCCCCUCUGGUUUCUGGAGGAGGCAGAGUGCAGAACUCACCCCCUGUGGGGAGGAAAUCAGUGCCUCUUACCACAGCCCCUGAGGCAGUGGAGGUGACCCUGUCGGACAGUGGAGGGCAGGAGGAUUUGCCUGCCAAAGGGCUCUCAGUGAGACUGGAGUUUGACUAUUCUGAGGAUAAGGGUAACUGGGACACUCAGCAGGAAAACGCCCCUCCCACCAAAAAGAUAGGCAAGAAGCCAGUUGCCAAAAUGCCCCUAAGGAGGCCAAAGAUGAAAAAGACACCUGAGAAACUCGACAACACUCCUGCCUCACCUCCAAGGUCCCCUACUGAACCCAGUGACAUCCCCAUUGCUAAAGGUACCUACACCUUUGAUAUAGACAAGUGGGAUGACCCCAACUUUAACCCUUUUUCCUCCACCUCAAAGAUGCAAGAGUCUCCCAAACUGCCCCAACAGUCCUACAACUUUGACCCCGAUGCCUGUGAAGAGUCCCUUGACCCCUUUAAGACAUCCUCUAAGACCCCCAGCUCACCUUCUAAAUCCCCAGCCUCUUUUGAGAUCCCAGCCAGCACCAUCGAAGUGGACGGGGAUGGGUUGAAUAAGCCCGCCAAGAAGAAGAAGACCCCCCUGAAGACUGAUACAUUCAGGGUGAAGAAGUCGCCGAAGAGGUCUCCUCUGUCUGAUCCACCUUCUCAGGACUCCACUCCAGCUGCCACACCGGAAGCACCCCCAGCAAUAUCUGCAGUGGUCCAUGCUACAGAUGAGGAGAAGCUGGCCGUCACCAGCCAGAAGUGGACAUGCAUGACAGUGGACUUGGAUGCUGACAAACAGGACUUCCCACAGCCCUCGGACCUGUCUAACUUUGUAAAUGAAACCAAAUUCAAUUCACCCUCAGAGGAGCUGGACUACAGAAACUCCUAUGAAAUCGAAUACAUGGAAAAGCUUGGCUCCUCCUUACCCGAUGAUGACACUCCGAAGAAGCAGGCCUUGUACCUUAUGUUUGACACCUCUCAGGAGAGCCCUGUCAAGUCUCCUCCAGUCCGGAUGUCGGAUUCCCCAACUCCAUGUUCGGGGUCGAGUUUUGAGGAGACUGAAGCCCUUGUGAACGCCGCAACAAAACUCCAGCAUCCUGUUACACGUGGGCUGGUCUCCAACCAGGAGACUCUCUUGCAGGUGCCAGAGAAGUCAUCCCAGAAGGAGCUGGAAGCCAUGGCCUUAGGCACCCCCACAGAGGCAAUUGAGAUUACAGCUCCGGAGGGUGCCUUUGCCUCUGCGGAUGCCCUCCUCAGCAGGCUGGCCCAUCCUGCCUCUCUCUGUGGUGCACUUGACUAUCUGGAGCCUGACUUAGCAGAAAAGAACCCCCCAGUAUUUGCUCAGAAACUUCAGGAGGAGUUAGAGUUUGCCAUCAUGCGGAUAGAAGCCCUGAAGCUGGCCAGGCAGAUCGCCCUGGCUUCCCGCAGCCGCCAGGACACCAAGAGGGAAGCUGCUCACCCACCAGAUGUCUCCAUCUCCAAAACUGCCUUGUACUCCCGCAUCGGGCCCACCGAGGUGGAGAAACCCCCCGGCCUUCUGUUCCAGCAGCCAGACCUCGACUCUGCACUCCAAGUUGCCAGAGCAGAGGUUAUCUCCAAGGAAAGAGAAGCCUCAGAGUGGAGGGACAAAUAUGAAGAAAGCAGGCGGGAAGUGAUGGAGAUGAGGAAAAUUGUGGCUGAAUAUGAAAAGACCAUUGCACAGAUGAUCGAGGAUGAACAGAGAGAGAAAUCGGUCUCCCACCAAACCGUGCAGCAGCUGGUCCUAGAGAAGGAGCAAGCCCUGGCUGACCUGAACUCUGUGGAAAAGUCUCUGGCUGACCUCUUCAGGAGAUACGAGAAGAUGAAGGAGGUCCUGGAAGGCUUCCGCAAGAAUGAAGAGGUGCUGAAGAAAUGUGCACAGGAGUACCUGUCCCGAGUGAAGAAAGAGGAACAGAGGUACCAGGCCCUGAAGGUUCACGCAGAAGAGAAACUGGACAGGGCCAAUGCAGAGAUUGCCCAGGUUCGAGGCAAGGCCCAGCAGGAACAAGCAGCCUACCAGGCUAGCCUUCGGAAGGAGCAGCUGCGAGUGGACGCUCUAGAGAGAACGCUGGAGCAGAAGAAUAAAGAAAUAGAAGAACUCACAAAGAUUUGUGACGAACUGAUUGCCAAAAUGGGGAAAAGCUAACUUUGAACCAAGUGCUUGGACUUGGCCAUUGCGUGCAAUACGACCGUCGGCACACUGUUGUCCUUCCGAUUCCGUGGACAGGUUCUCUUUUCACUUUAUAUGCACUACUGUGUUCCCUUUCUAAAUAAGGUGGUUUGACCGUAUGCAGUGCCGAGACCUACCAGGAUUCCUUGCUAUCCGUUUGCAUUUUCUAGUAUAAUUCAUAGCAAGUUGACCUCAGAGUUCCUGUAUCAGGGAGAUUGUCAGAUUCUCUAAUAAAAAGGCAAAUUGCUGACCUUGGCCUUGUCCUUUGGCGAGCAGCAUCUGAUGUGACAUGAACAUACACAACCUGCAUAGGGACUCUUGCCUUAAAGAGUGUACAAUUGAUCCACAUUUGCUGGUUUGUUUUUUUU